UAUAUUCCUUGGCCGUGUUGUGAAUGUUGACAGUGAGUUAAAGCGGCCACUGUAUACACGUCUUUAACAGUGUGACAUUCAAUAAUAUAAUGUUCAAGUGUAUGCUUUAAAGGUUUAUCACAAAGUUUACAUGGACUGACGGUGUUUUUGUUUCAUCUGUAAAGUGUCCAAUAUGUAAUUCAAGAGUGUCAAUACUGUGUAGAUCAUCCUGCAUGGUACUGAUAAGAGACGGCCACUGACGGCCACUUCCUCAUUCAAGUCGCAUCACUUUAUCCUCCUAUAUCACUUACUUAAGGACCUUAACGAUGGAAGCUGAGGAUAUAGAAACAGAGGAUGCUAAGUUUUUAAACUUCUCAAAGUACAUGUUUGGCAUCAAAAUAUACUUGAGGACUGGAAAAUACCCGAAAAAUUACAAUGCCAUCCAAAAAAAAUCUGUGCGUCACUCAGUCCGAAACAACAGUUUCACACUUAAAGAUAGUCAACUGUUUCACAAGAAGGGUGAGAGGUAUCUGAAGGUGGUGACAUCCCUUGAAGAACGCAACACUAUAAUUUCCCUGCAUCACUUAGCAGAUGCACCAAUAGCAGGUGUACACUGUAGCAUCAACAGUACAGUUUUACGAAUUUCCCAGAAGUACUGGUGGAAUGGAGUGAAGCAGGAUGUUAAAUCUUAUGUAUCGCGAUGUAAUGUCUGCAGGCAAAAUGACAAGAAUGGGACAAGGAAAACCAGAAAAGUUGAGCGUGAAAGAGAACCUCCAGGCUUACAAAUAUGUGAACAAAAUAGUAACAGUGAAGAAAUGUCCUUUACACAGAGGGACAUGAACAACCAGAGUCCCAUUAUAUUCGAUGAGUCUUCCACCGCCGAGAGUCACCACACUGAUGAUGAAACAGAAUCUUGGGAGUCAUAUAUAAACAGACGACGAGAAUCCUGCAUACAAGACAUUUGUUCACUUGUUCCACACAUAGAGAAAGUGGCAGUGAAUGCUUUAGAAGCAGAUUUGUUUUCUCUACGCUUUUACUUAAAAAAUUUUAUAAGGCGUAAUUGCAAAAGAGUUUUAAUACAAAAGAGAAAAAAAUCAUCUGCUUACUCUCAAGAAAAUGUUAGGAAGAAAAGACGUGUGGGUCAAGACAGUAGACUUUCUGAGGACAACAGCAUUAUACCUGUUGUGGACUUGGUGGAAGUUGAUGAUGACUCUCCUCUGAACCUGCCUGACCCAGACAACCAAGCAUUAGAGAAUCAAGCGCAAGAUUGUCUGACAAACACUACAACUGGUGUAAGUAAAGAACCUUGUGUGAUAAACACUACAAGUGAUGUAAGUAAAGAACCUGUGAUAAACACUACAAGUGGUGUAAGUAAAGAACCUGUGAUAAACACUACAAGUGGUGUAAGUAAAGAACCUAGUCUGACAAACACUACAAGUGGUGUAAGUAAAGAACCUAGUCUGACAAACACUACAAGUGGUGUAAGUAAAGAACCUGUGAUAAACACUACAAGUGGUGUAACUAAAAAACCUAGUCUGACAAACACUACAAGUGGUUUAAGUAAAGAACCUGUGAUAAACACUACAAGUGGUGUAAGUAAUAAACCUUGUGUGACAAAUACUACAAGUGGUGUAACUAACAAAACUACAAAGAAGUACAAGAUGGUGUUCAUAAUUAACAAACAGCUGUAUUCGGGGAUCAGCCAGAUUGCACCUCAGGUAACUUAUGCUGUAUUGGGACUUUACAAGGAGGUUAUUGGAAAUGGCAAGGACUAUGUAAACAUCACCCAAGAAUGGGAGAAGGAUGGAGAAAAGAAGCUGUUCUAUUAUGGCACUGAUUCUGAAGAGGUCUCUAAUGUGAGACAAAAAUGUGUUGCCAUGGGCCUCCCUACGUGCUUGAUCCGGAAUUCUGCUCAGACUUCAACAGUGGCAGCAGUGUUUAUUGAUGACAGUCUCUCUCAUAGUAUUUUGGAGAACAUGGAACUCAUCGAUGCACAAAAACUAUAAGGUGACAAAAGCACUAACGCUGAAAAUGGUGUAACCUCAUAAGAUGUAUAAAAUAUGUAUUAAUUGUUAAAGGUCUGACAAAUCUUGGGAAGUCUCCCUUCAGAAACUGAAUAGUAGACUAAAAAAUGAAAAUCAUAAAAUUAAUGUUCUAGUCUGGGCGUGAAUGGUGGUGCACUUCCAACUCACUCCAUGUUCAUACAACUUCAUAACACCUUCACAUGGUUUCUAAUUAUUAUACAGUACUAUAUACUGUACAUUCACCAUUAUGUGGCUUGGAGUGGCAGGGCUUGGGAGCUGGAGUUCUAAGUGGGUAAUCCUAAGAGAUAGUCACACGACCUUCCUUCUUGGUGACAACUGUUAUACUGAUUAUUUGUUUAAGAUGCAGUCAAGGAGAAGUGUGGGUGAGCGGGGAUGAGUUAUUGCCACAAUAAUAGUCACGCUACUCAUGCGGGAAAAUAAAGAAAAUGAAGCGCUAGAUUGACAUCAUACCCCUACUACUUCAAGUGCUCUUGGACGAUGUCAGACCUUUAAAGGUUAAUGGUAAACCAUCAUACAUGACCCAUUUGAUGGUCCUUCACUUUGUUCGAUGACCCUUGUAUAGUCAUCAGACUAGUGAGCCAGAUACUGUUAUCAUUUUAGUUAACUGUGCCAACACGGGGUGAUUAAAUAUGGUUCAAACCUACACUGUAAAGUCAUUUGUGAAAAAACUUUGUGAACCCAUCUCACACGUCAAAAUCUUGUGAUAAUCUCUAUGUAUUCAGAAAGUGUAAGAGGCCUUCUAAUGAUGUAAAGUGAAACAUGAAUGUUCAUGGUCUGCUGAGUUUGAGACUUUAAUUCAUUGUAAAUGUCCAAAGGAGGGGCAUCAGCCUGGUGCCUGGACUCUAGCAUCUCAGGAACACAGAGAGAUUUCAAUUGUUUCUCUUACUAUUGACAACACAACAGACAUACAGUGGUCCCUCGGUUAACGAACGCCUCGGUUAACGAAUUACUUUCCAUAAGAAUCUUCAAUUCUGUUAACGAACAAAAUUUCAAAUAACAAAAUUCUUACGAAAACAUGUCAACAUGUUUUGGCUUGCUCAUCGGCUGGUAGAUUAGUCCGCUAAUACAGUAAUCGGUUCUAGGGCUUGCAUUCGUUCCCAUUGGAGUAAAUAUCAAGAAGGUUGUGCUCUUCAAUAUUUUUCCAAGUUUUAUAUUAAAAUUAU
This is a messenger RNA of Homarus americanus (American lobster), 3187 nucleotides long. RefSeq lists its product as uncharacterized. Gene Ontology annotation, cellular component: cytosol; mitochondrion. The record is from RefSeq and is a predicted model, not a curated record. Gene Ontology annotation, molecular function: peptidyl-tRNA hydrolase activity. NCBI's taxonomy places the organism in Eukaryota, Metazoa, Arthropoda, Malacostraca, Decapoda, Nephropidae. The coding region runs from base 306 to 1985 and encodes 559 amino acids. The transcript has 11 exons.